AUGAUAGUCUUCAUUUUCCUUGCUAUGGUGCUAUGCUUGGAAAAUGAAUCCACUUCCCAAACCAUUGAUUGCACAUAUUUAAGAGAGCAAUGCCUAAGUGAUACAAAUGGAUGUAAACUUGCAUGGAGAAAGAUGGAAGAUUCAUGUAAUGUUUCAGACCCAGGUAACCCCUGCAAGAUGAAGGAUUCAUCAAACUGUAACCUGAGCAUCCAGUCCUUGGUGGAAAACAAUUUCCAGUUUGAAGAUUGUCUCUGCACUGGUAACCUCCAUUGCACUAUUAACAAAUUGCUUGGGAAAAAAUGCAUCAAUGAAUCAGAUAACAUGAAAGAGGAUAAUCAAUCCAAGUGGAAUCUGACCACUCUUCCCUAUAAUGGAAUCAAAGGGAUCCAGUCCUGUUUGGAAGUGGCAGAGGCGUGCGUAGGGGAUGUGGUCUGUAACGCACAGUUGGCCCCUUACCUUAAAGCUUGCUCAGCAAAUGGAAAUCUAUGUGAUGUGAAACACUGCCAAGCAGCCAUACGGUUCUUCUAUCAAAGUAUGCCUUUUAACAUUGCCCAGAUGUUGGCUUUUUGUGACUGUGCUCCAUCUGAUAUACCUUGUCAGCAGUCCAAAGAAGCUCUUCACAGCAAGCCAUGUGCCGUGAACAUAGUUCCACCCCCUACUUGCCUCAAUGUAAUUCACAGCUGCCGAAAUGAUGAAUUAUGCAGGAGGCGCUAUAGAACAUUUCAGUGGAAAUGCUGGCAGCAAGUGACUAGAAAGUGCCAUGAAGAUGAGUUUUGCAUCAGUACCUUAAGCAAGCAGGAUCUCACUUGCUCAGGGAGUGAUGACUGCAAAGCAGCUUACAUUGGGAUCUUGGGGACAGUCCUUCAAGCGCAGUGCACCUGUAGGACCAUCACACAAAGUGAAGAAUCUUUGUAUUACCCGACCCUGUCUAAUGUCAAAGGCAUUGCAUUGCAUAAAAGAAAACAUGCGAAGGAAAUAACUCUAAGUGGAUUUCAUUCCCCCUUCAAUGGAGAAGUAAUCUAUGCUGUCAUGUGCAUGACAGUCACCUGUGGAAUCCUUCUCCUGGUUAUGCUUAAACUGAGAACUUCCAGAAUAUCAAGUCAAACAAGAGAUCAUUCACCAGUCCAAAUACUGGAGGAAUUAUGA
Molecule: messenger RNA, 1146 nt
Organism: Puma concolor (puma)
Lineage: Eukaryota; Metazoa; Chordata; Mammalia; Carnivora; Felidae
Source: RefSeq, a predicted model, not a curated record